Molecule: messenger RNA, 1789 nt
Organism: Halichondria panicea
Lineage: Eukaryota; Metazoa; Porifera; Demospongiae; Suberitida; Halichondriidae
Product: parafibromin-like
Exons: 17
Coding region: 110-1654 (514 amino acids)
Biological process (GO): transcription elongation by RNA polymerase II; positive regulation of transcription elongation by RNA polymerase II
Cellular component (GO): Cdc73/Paf1 complex
Molecular function (GO): RNA polymerase II complex binding
Source: RefSeq, a predicted model, not a curated record
UAAUAAUAGAAAACAGAUGAGCGACCUUUACCACACAAGAAAAGCGUUAUUCUAGCUGGUGUUUAUCUCACACACAAGCCGGCCCCGCACAGCACCCCCUUGGCCGAGCAUGGCGGACUGCCUCACAAUGCUGCGUCGCUACAACACUCAGAAGAAGGAGAUUGUGGAGAGGGAGAAGCUCAUCAUAUUUGAUCAGAUGGCGUGGCCUCGUAAUGCCAAGACCAACUACCUUAUAUACAGGACGGGACAGGGCGUAGGUCCCAGGGAGUACUAUACUCUAGAGUCACUCCUCUUCCUGCUCAAGAAUGUCAACCUCUCUCAUCCUAUGUACGUGCAGAGAGCAGGGGCUCAGAACAUUCCUGUCAUCAAAUUCCCAGAUCGUAGGGGGCUGUUGUCAUACCUCAAUGGAGAGACUGAGACAUCUGCCAGUAUUGACAAGAGUAUCCACCUUGAGAUGGGUGCCCCAGCCCCAGUCUCCAAGAGACCUAAUGAAGAAAGCCAUUCUGAAGGUGUCAAGAAGCCCAGGCUGGCUGAGGAUGUGCUAGCUGACAAGCAAAGGCUCAAGGAGAAGUUGGAGGGGAGAGGCCGCGGUGGUGCUCUGACCGACCAGCUCAGAUCACUGAGUGAGGCUAUGUCCAUUGAGCAGAUAGCUGCCAUUAAAGCAAAGAGACUGGCUAAGAAGAGAGCAACCAUUAAGACGGAUGAUGACAUGACAGGAGGAGACAGGACAUUCUUAGAUGACACCACUCGACAGAUAAUGAGUAAAGAGCGUUCUCAUAGGUCAAGAGUGACUGCAUUACAGAGCUCAGGCAAGAUAUUCACCAAUAUCUUCAGUAUCCUGCAAACAGUCAAGGCUAGAGACGAGGGAAAGGGGGAAGCCCCUGUCAUUCAGCAGGAGAGUCAGUUGACCCGCAAACCAGCUCCACCCACUCACGGCUACAACAGAUAUGGACAAGAGAGGUUCACUAAUGAAGAUACUGGAGACUUCAAGAUUGACACCUCGGGGACCUACCAUGGCAUGACACUCAAGUCCAUGACCGAGAGUGUCACCAAAUCAGCUCCCACUAAUCACAAAGCUCUCACUGACAAGACACAGCAAAUCCCCCCCAAGCCCAGUAGAAAAGACCACCGCUCCCGUACUCCCAUCCUAGUAGUACCAGCCAUUAGCACAACCAUUAUCAACAUGAUCAAUACAAAAGACUUUCUUGAGAGCUUCAGGUAUGUGUCACUGGAAGACAAGAAGUUAUCGGGAACCAAGAAGGUUAACGACAUGAUCAUCCACCGUAAGAAACCUCAUCCUUCCAUACCAGGGCAAACAGUGUCUAUCCCAUACCGUGUGACCGACCAGCCUCUCAAGCUGUCCCCUGAUGAAUGGAAACAAGUGGUGGGUGUGUUUGUGGCUGGUCCGAUGUGGCAGUUCAAAGGUUGGCCAGGAUUGACCGGAGACGGGUCCCCUGUCGAGAUAUUCACAAGAAUUAAGGCUUUUCAUGUGAAGUUUGACGAGCUGAAAAUGGACAAGAAUAUUCAGAAAUGGGACAUCCAUAUUCUACCAAUUAGCAACAGUAAGAGACAUCUGGACAAAGCAUCUGUCCUUAAGUUCUGGGAGACAUUGGACAGGUUUAUUGUCAAGCACAAUCCAGAGUUGAGAUACUGAGAGAAUGAACACUAUAAACACUUAUAGACUAGUUCAUAAUUAUGUUGGUUGUCUCCGCACACACACACACACACACACACACGUGCACUGCAUGUUUUUGUAAGACGGCUCUUUCUGGUUAUAUUCAAAUAUAAA